AUGGUUUCUCACAACAAUGCAAUUCCUCGUUUAUCGGCCGGGUUAGAUUUAUUAUCAGAUAAAUCAAAAUCGGGUCAAGUAGCGAAGGAGAAGGCACAGUCAAAGAUGAAGUAUUCACACACGUUACUUGUCCCGGGAAUGAUUGUGCAGACGAGUCUUGGCGAUCCACUCAAAAUCAUGCAAGUGAUACACUACGGGGAAUUUGGUGAUAUAUAUGAGGUGGAAGAACCUGGGGAAAAAGCCCGUUUCUGCUUGCGAACCGAGACAAAAGAUUGCCCACUAGCUUUCCAAAGUCUUGAUAAAGGUAUACGACUCACACAACGUUAUUCGCUGACUGAGCGCCGAUUGAGUCGCCAUGCAGUUGAAUGUGCAAAACGAACGGGUGAUGUUGGCGAGUUGAACGAUCUACGCUAUUACACUUACGAGCUUCUUGGACCGAAUUUGGAUGAUGUGCGCCGCUAUCAUCUACAGACCAGCUUUGACCGUGCAACCGCUUACUUUCUUUGUGGAAGCAUGACCAGAGCUAUAGGCGAACUGCAACGACUCGGCUACACUCAUAGACGUUUAUCUCCAAAGAUGUUUUGUCUGGGAAAUUCGUUUCGUCAAACCGUCGUUUACCUCGUUGGCUACUCACACCUUCAAUAUGUUAAAUGGCCCAAAAAGCCGCACAAAAUAUAUCCUCCGGGUUUCAAGUCGAAGAUACGCGGCGACAAAACGUUUCACAGUCUUGCUGCUCAUCGACAAGAGCCUGUCUAUUUUCGUGAUGAUCUGGAAUCCUUGGUUUAUGCAUUCAUCGACAUUUUCAAGAUGGGAGCUGUUCCGUGGAAAAAAGCAAGUGAAGAAGAGAUGAUCAAUCAGAAAAUGCAAAUUCGAACCGGGAGAUAUGACGGUUUUCAACGGUUGCUUCCACCAGAGUUUCAGCUGAUCUUCCGUUAUUUGCGCACUUGUGACCGAACGGAUCGCCCCGAUUAUACAACAAUCUACGAGAUUAUUGACAAAUGUGCCAUGCGUAACGGAAUUGACAUUCGAGCGGUGGUUCCCGAUUUUUGCAGUGGCGGCUUCACAAAUUAUUGUGUCCGUCCGGCACCAAAAGAAAUUUCGGCUGCUGAUCUUGAGUAUAAUGGUGACAGUGACCAAGAGACCUAUGCGAAAGAGAUUGAAAAUGAAGCAAAACUGCGCGUUCAGAGCGAGGUGGAAGUGUACAGCACGAUCAGUGAAAAAGACUCCCCACAACGAGUUGCUAUCAAAGCAGCGACGAAAUUGAGGAAGGGUGAAAUGACGAAACAGAGCCACGAGCCUCGACAACUCAAAAUCGACGAGAAUAUUUUCCUGGUC
Molecule: messenger RNA, 1335 nt
Organism: Mesorhabditis belari
Lineage: Eukaryota; Metazoa; Nematoda; Chromadorea; Rhabditida; Rhabditidae
Source: the annotation of a GenBank genome assembly